ACCCUUUUCUGUCUCUAGAAUUGCAGCCAGCCACCAAAGAGUUCUCUCUCUAGCCGAACUAGUUCCUCAAUUCGCUUCGUUGAUUUGAAUACUAAGUUGAAAUGGGUCAAAGGUAGAGCUGUUCAGUUUUCCAAUCGAUCUGCUGAGCAUCGGAGAAGCAGGGCUUGAUUUUGUGUUAUGUUGGCCCAUAUACUUCCGUUUGGAUCUCUACUGUUGAGCAGACUUUCAGAACCUGCUGUGGAGGAAAGAGUUACGUGUUUGUAUUUGUGCUGUUGUAUUAGUAUCUGAACAUGCCUAAGGCAAGGAAAGAGCGUUCCUUUUCAUUUGAUAGGUCAAGGGUAUCUCCUUUUCCCUACAGUUCCAGUCGUUCAAGAGAAUCAUUGGCCAAAAACCCUUUGGAGGAUGACAAGAAUAUGAAAGAAUGGGAAGAUGCCAGAUGCCCAGUUUGUAUAGAACAUCCCCACAAUGCGAUUCUACUUUUAUGUUCGUCUCAUGAGAAAGGUUGUCGCCCUUUCAUGUGUGACACAAGCUACCGCCACUCCAAUUGUUUUGACCAGUUUCGUAAGUCGUUUGGUGAAGCUACGCCAAUGAUGCAAAGACCAGAAGACACACCAAUCUCAAUCUCUUCCGUGACGACAUCUGCCACAUUGAUAUCAGAAUCCACGGUCCCUGAUUUAGAAGAUGAAAGAAGAGGGAACGCAUCUCUGCCAGUGGAAGGUGUGUCGGUUGACAUCCCAGAGAAGCCAAAGCUGGUAUGUCCUCUUUGCCGGGGUUUAAUAAAUGGGUUUAUUGUUGUGGAGUCUGCUCGUCGUUUCAUGAACUCAAAAUCAAGGUUUUGUGCAAGUGAAACCUGUGACUUCAGUGGCACUUAUACAGAUAUUCGGAAGCAUGCAAGAUUGGUGCAUCCACUUGCUAGGCCAAUGGAAACCGACCCAGAAAGGCAGCGUAACUGGAGGAGAUUAGAGAGACAGAGUGAUCUGGGAGAUCUACUUAGCACACUUCAUUCUUCCUUUGGCGAAGAGAGGAUCGAAGACAGCAACACUUUGACCAUCGAUGAUGGUGGCUGGCUGACUGUAUUUUACCUUGUUCGAUUAAUCCGACCGGGAAGUACUUCAGGUCAAUCCAUUACUUCAAGAACUCGUGCUCAUAUCAGAAGAUCAUCAAGACGACUUUGGGGCGAAAGCCGUGAUGGAGAAAUCGAUUCCAUAGAUGAUGUUGACGAAUCUUCCAACAGCGGGCAAAGCCAAGUGGUGCAUCAUGAUAGGGCAUCGAUCAACACCUGAAAACUAGUUGUCAUUGCUGCAAAUGUCGGGUUUGCAUUGUUAUUUUUCCUUAAAAACUCGACAAUCUUUGAGACAAUUAUAUUUACGUUGAAUUGUUCCUUAUUGACUUGAAUAAAUUGUAUUUACGUUGUUUUAUGAAUCAGUUGAAUGUAUAGCAGAGUGUUUAUAGGUUUUA
Olea europaea var. sylvestris is the source of this 1458-nucleotide messenger RNA. RefSeq lists its product as uncharacterized. The record is from RefSeq and is a predicted model, not a curated record. Lineage: Eukaryota; Viridiplantae; Streptophyta; Magnoliopsida; Lamiales; Oleaceae. Bases 291 to 1283 code for a protein of 330 amino acids. The transcript has 3 exons.